Molecule: messenger RNA, 2364 nt
Organism: Trematomus bernacchii (emerald rockcod)
Lineage: Eukaryota; Metazoa; Chordata; Actinopteri; Perciformes; Nototheniidae
Gene: otx1
Product: orthodenticle homeobox 1
Exons: 4
Coding region: 366-1355 (329 amino acids)
Biological process (GO): regulation of transcription by RNA polymerase II; multicellular organism development
Cellular component (GO): nucleus
Molecular function (GO): DNA-binding transcription factor activity, RNA polymerase II-specific; RNA polymerase II cis-regulatory region sequence-specific DNA binding
Source: RefSeq, a predicted model, not a curated record
UAGAAACAAGAAAAUCACCUAACACUCUGACAGACAGCGACAAGCCCCCUGAAAGCAAAUGAGUCUGAUUUAUUUGGCUGCAAAAACACCCGGAAACGCGUGCUGAUAUUUCUGCGUGUUUUUCUGCGUGAUGCUGCCCGGUUCCGCGCGCUGUUGUUUGUUUUUCAGCGAGACUGUUUGAGUUCGUCAGACUUCCUCCUGCUGGAUAAUUUUACUGCUGCUCGCGUCUGGUGGCCCGGGAGCUCGGGAGAAGGGAAGAGGAGAAAAACAAGUUUCUUGGAUCGGUCCCCUGCCCCGUCAAGCUGCAGCAUCGGGGGAAACCGAACCACUGGCCGGAGCUGGGUGGAGCAGUGACCGCCUGUAACAUGAUGUCCUACCUCAAACAGCCCCCCUACGGCGUCAACGGCCUGGGGCUCAGCGGCGCCAUGGACCUGCUGCACCCCUCCGUGGGCUACCCAUCGACUCCCAGGAAGCAGCGCAGGGAGCGGACCACCUUCACCCGCACUCAGCUCGACAUCCUGGAGUCUCUGUUCGGGAAGACCCGGUACCCGGACAUCUUCAUGCGGGAGGAGGUCGCCCUGAAGAUCAACCUGCCGGAGUCCAGAGUCCAGGUGUGGUUCAAGAACCGGAGGGCCAAGUGUCGCCAGCAGGCGCAGAGUGGCAACAGUGCAAAGGCCCGGCCUCCUAAGAAGAAGUCGUCUCCGGCCCGGGAGAGCACCGGCUCGGAGAGCAGCGGGCAGUUCACUCCGCCGGCCGUCUCCAGCACCGGCUCGUCCUCGUCCUCUUCCUCCUCCACCAAUCACACGGGCCCUGCGGCGCUCAGCAGCACCUCUACCUCCAUCAGCACCGUCUCCUCCAUCUGGAGCCCCGCCAUCUCCCCCGGAAAUGCUACGGCUCCUGCGGUGGCCCCGAUCCCCGAGCCCGGACCCCCGUCUAACGCCUCCUGUAUGCAGCGUUCGAUGUCAGGCUCCGCCGCCGCUGCCACCUCCUACCCCAUGUCCUACAACCAGACGCCGGGGUACGGGCAGGGCUACCCCACCCCGUCCAGCUCUUACUUCAGCGGGGUGGAUUGUGGCUCCUACCUGGCCCCCAUGCACUCCCACCACCACCCCCACCAGCUCAGCCCCAUGACGGCCUCCUCCAUGUCCGGCCACCCGCACCACCACAUCAGCCAGUCGUCGGGGCACCACCACCACCACCACCAGGCGUACGGAGGCUCCGGCCUGGCCUUCAACUCCUCCGACUGCCUGGAUUACAAAGAGCAGACUGCAGCCUCCUCGUGGAAGCUCAACUUUAACACCACAGACUGCUUGGACUACAAAGACCAGGCCUCCUGGAGGUUCCAAGUCUUGUGAUCGGGCUUUUUUUUUUUCCUUCCUCCUCCUGCUUGUCAGCUUCUUUUAUUUUCCAGAUUAGCAUAUUGCUUGUUUUCAAAAGACAAAAAGAGUUUAUGAACCAUAAGAUAGCAGCAAUCGGACUUUGUUUUACCCUCGACGUCUUUUUAAAAACUAAACAAAUUGAAGAGAAACAGUCCCUGGAAUGCUGAGGAGAGCAAACAUCAGGAGCAGUUUCCUGACGAUGAAGAAUGGGUUUUUGAAAGACGCUGAUUCUUGGAUGACCUUAUGAAACUGUUUUUGAAAACUACAAAAAAAGUAAUUUCAACCAAACUCCUUUGACCACCAGCUCUCUGGAUGGGAGGAAUAUUUCCCCCUGGACAGGAACUCGCCCUCUUUACCUCCCAAUCAAAUCCUGUAAAGUUUUUAUUUCUGAAAUUUGUUAUUUUAGGAUGACAGAGAUUUUUAGUCAGCUACAUCGUGGAGCUGAAAUAUGUAAAUAUGUAUUUGGGUCAGUUACAGUGACCAUGUUUAGUUGGUGUUUUUUUUUCCGAAUUUGAAAUUGUUUAUUACCACUUUGGGAGAAAAAAAAGAUUAAAAAAAACCCUGUAUGUAAAUCUUUCCAAAUAUUCCAAAGAGAACAAAUUGGCCAUAAGGUUCAGCUUUUAUAUCCUACGUUGUUUUACUCAAAAAAAAAAAUGUUUUGGCAAUUUGAAAUGUCUCGGGAGGGGGGGGGGGGGGGGGGGGGAUACAACUCUAAAAUAUAGAUGCAGUUUGUUUUCCGGAUAUUAUUAUUCUAACCUCUCUACAUUUUCAAACCAGACCUCCUCUCUUGGGCAUUGUCGUGAUAUAUUGGACAUGUUUGAACCGCAGCACUUGGCUUGAAAUUGGAGUCAGAGCAUUUUUAUUUUUGGAGAGGAAAAUGUGGAUUUAUUAGCUCCAAAAUGACAGUAAGAUGUUGAAUGUAUCUUUAAGGCGAACCACCCUUACAUACAUGUUCAUCCAAUAAAGAUCCGUUAAGUCAUAUUUA